This is a messenger RNA of Naegleria gruberi, 1734 nucleotides long. RefSeq lists its product as uncharacterized. The record is from RefSeq and is a predicted model, not a curated record. NCBI's taxonomy places the organism in Eukaryota, Heterolobosea, Eutetramitea, Acrasida, Naegleriidae. Gene Ontology annotation, molecular function: oxidoreductase activity, acting on paired donors, with incorporation or reduction of molecular oxygen; iron ion binding; monooxygenase activity. Bases 1 to 1734 code for a protein of 577 amino acids. The transcript has 4 exons.
AUGUUUUCCAAACUCUUGACAAGAACAACUUCCACCUCAAACACAUGUUGUUUAUUAUUACGUAGUAGUAGUAAUGCAGUUAUUAAAAAUUCACAAUCAUUGAUCUCAUCUGCCACCACUCAAACAAGACAUUUCACAUCGAAUAACAAGGAAAAUUCGACACUUGCACAAACAGUCGAAACUGACAAUUCAACAAAUCAAACAGCUGGUUGUCCCUAUCAUCAAAACGUUGCCAAUACUAUAAAGGAAAUCAAACCUUGGAAUCAAGUUCCUGGACCAAAGCCAUGGCCACUGAUCGGCAAUUUAAUUGACAUUAAGAAGAAUGCAUUCAAUCCUUCUGGGUAUUUUCUUUCCCUGUGUGAUACAUAUGGAGAUUUAGUCAAGUUGACUGUGUUUGGAACUAACAUGUUGAUUAUUGCUAAUCCAUAUGUGUUAUCUGAAUUGUUUAAAAAGGAAGAUAGAAGAAAGUUAUUGGAAAGUACUAGAUAUUAUAAAGAACCAAGAGGUUUGGUACUUUCUCCAGUUGAGUUGAGACUUGAUGAAGAUUGGAAUUCAAUUCGUCAAUUGUUUAAUAUUGCCAUGAGACCUGAAUUCCAAGAAAAUAUUACAAUUCCACAGUUGACUGAAUUGAAUGGUGAAUUUUUGAGAAGACUUGUUGCUAAUAUGAAACAUGUUCCUCAAAGUGACAAGUAUCAAUUGCUUAAUACUGUUGACACUACUUCAAGAUAUGCUUUUGAUGCUGUUUUGAAGGUUUUCCUUGGUGUGAAAAUGACUGAUGACAUUGCAAAAUCUCUUCCAUUUGAAAUUCGUGACUUUGUGAAAUAUUCAGUUUCUGUUCUCGAUAUGGCAAUCAUGUUGGAUCACAAACCACCAUUCUACAGACUUUACAAAACCAAGGAAUUUAAGGAAUUUGAAACAUAUUAUGAUAAAUCAUACGAAUUUGCAAGAUAUUGCAUUCAGAGAUUCAAAACUAAUCCAUCCGAAAAGGAAAGAUUAUUGGAAUUAUUGGAAAAUAGAGCUAAAGAUCAAGAUCAAGCAAAUGCCAGAAUUGAAAGUGUCAUGAUUAACUUUUUACAAGCUGGCAUUGAUAUUACAGUAAGAAUUUUAUGUCACUGCUUGUACAGACUUGCUCACCAUCCAGAAUAUCAGGAAAAGAUUUAUAAGGAAAGUGUUGAAAUUUUCGGUGAACCAACCAUUGAAGAAAUGACUUCAGAAAAUGGACUUGUAAUAGCAAAGGAACAUUACAAAAAGCUCAAGCUCACUAAAAACUUUGUUGAAGAAGUUUUGAGAUUAAAUUCCUUCUCCUAUCUCACUAUGGGAAGACAAUUGAGCCAAGAUACAGAAAUUGGUGGAUAUACAGUUCCAAAAGAUACAAUUAUCAUUGCCAUGCAAAGAUGGGCCACAAUGAAGGAUGAAUAUGUUCCACGUGGUGAAGAAUUCAUUCCAGAACGUCAUGAAAAGGGAUCUCCUUUGGCACCUGUCAAUAAUUUUGUUUCCAUUCCAUUUGGAGUUGGAGCUCGUAAAUGUCCAGGAUCACGUAUUGCAAGUACUGAACUCUACUUUGGUAUUAUUAAUGCUGUCAGACAUUUCAAAUUAUCUCAUGAAAAUCCAGAAGUUCUUCCUCCAACUUCUUUCGAUCAGUCAUUGCUGUAUAUUGACUCGAAGAAAAAUCCACUCUAUUUCACUCCAAGAGAACACGUUAAGGAAUUUGUUGAAAAGAAUGCAAAAUUGUAA